Messenger RNA from Megalops cyprinoides (Indo-Pacific tarpon), 896 nucleotides. RefSeq names its product transmembrane protein 74. NCBI's taxonomy places the organism in Eukaryota, Metazoa, Chordata, Actinopteri, Elopiformes, Megalopidae. The coding region runs from base 1 to 864 and encodes 287 amino acids. The transcript has a single exon. The record is from RefSeq and is a predicted model, not a curated record.
AUGGCUUCUCUGGAGCUUCUUUACAUAGAUAAAGAAGGCAAGCAAUCCGAUCCAGCGAGCAGCGUUGACUGGACUUUAAAUCCGCUGCAUAUUCAUAAGUCAAGCAGUUCAGCCGGAAAGGCAAUUUCCAGAGAGCACCAGUGCAAUUCGCCUCAGAGGGCAUCUGCUUGCGAAGGACAAUGUAAUUCAGCACCAAGGACGGCUCCCCAGAAAGGGGGGUUACUCGGCACGCACAACCAGCCGGCCCUUGAAAGAGAGGUCAAAGUGUGCUGCGACGAGGAAUUGGAGACCUCUUUCACGUACGUCGACGAAAAUGUCAACCUGCAGCGGCUCAGUCCACAGCUGUCGGGAAAAAGUCCCCAUGGACCCUCGUGCCACAGCUCGUCCAGCGAGAUUCGCCCGGAAGGUUUCCAGGAACUCUCACUGAUGUCCGAGGACGAGCUCGCCUCGGACGCCUCGGGAAAAUCAGUGGACUAUGGGUUUAUUAGUGCGGUCACGUUCCUGGUGACCGGAAUCUCGCUCGUGGCCGUCUCCUACGCGGUCCCACGUGACGUCAAAGUGAACCCGGACAGCGUGUCCGCAAGGGAGAUGGAGCGGCUGGAGAACGAGAGCGCCAGAAUUGGAGCGCACUUGGACAGGUGUGUGAUCGCGGGGCUCUGUCUCCUCACGCUGGGCGGGGUGGUGCUGUCCACGCUGCUGAUGAUAUCCAUGUGGAAAGGGGAAAUGUACAGGAGGAAGGCUUUUGCCUACUCGAAGCAAUCUGCAAAAUUGUACGGUUCUAUCAAUUUGAGAAUGCGAUCAAGUCCGUCUCGGGCUCCCUCACGCGUGUCUGUCGAUGAGGAAGACGCUGACACCGUAAAUUAAAAUGUUCUGUCCGCCACAUACAUUGGCCUAUG